CAUGAACAGCCUCACGCUCCUCCUUCUGUCUCUGUAGCAAGGACUCUAUCGAAAGUGGUUCUGAUCGUGCUGCCAUCCUAAGUAGUGCUCCUAGCAGGUGAACUAAACGACCGGGGGUGCGUUCGUCACUGUAAUUGAAAAGAAGCGUUAGGGUUCCGAAUCGGGCGAUGGAGCUCAUUGUCGGGGCACGUGCGGCACGAUGAGCACGCGCUCAUCUAUUUCAGUGAUUUGAUCCAAGUAUCAAUCUACCAUCGAGCUCUAGCUCGAACAGCGAGCACAAGGAUGGCGCCUAACGAUAUUGACUCGCGUAUGCAGUCACCUCGCCCGGAGACGCCCGAGCCAUCAUCCAGGCAGGGCAGGCGAAACGCUCAGCUUGAUGCUCAGUUGCUUGACGCUGACGGUGCCAUUUCUGAUAAACUCGAACGCUGUCUUCGUCAUAUUUUCGCCAAGUAUUGCACGCCGUGCCCGGCGCGUCCUCCAAAACAAGACUCUACGAUUCUCCUCACGCCUCCUGAUGACGCGAUUCUUGACGCCGCAGGGCUAGACGCGUGGGCACAAGACACGAAUGGCGCACCGUUUAGUGAAGAGACCAAAGAGGAGCUCAGAGAGUUUCUGGACGUCACUGAAGAAGGCGAGCUGACGUUUAAAGGCUUCGCGCAGAUAUAUCAGCUACAGACAGAGAGUGACGAGGAAGAAACAUGGAGAGAUCUGUCAAACCACGGAUUUGAUCGUACCCUCACCCUUGUUUCAACGCGUCGGGAGGAAGAGGCUGAGAGCAGUCAUACACCUCUUUUCAUGUCAUGAUGAUACCACAAAAACGUGUACAACCUUUAUACAUUAUGAACAUACCAACCACCGACCAGCCAUGACUUUACGAUGCCCAUUACUUGAUUGCUUAUCUAGCUGGAGAUAUCCUCCAUAUCCACGACCUCUAUGAUCUUUCGAACAUUCCAUAUCCUAACCCGUGACCUGCUGGAUG
This is a messenger RNA of Suillus subaureus, 979 nucleotides long. RefSeq lists its product as uncharacterized. The coding region runs from base 283 to 804 and encodes 173 amino acids. The transcript has 6 exons. The record is from RefSeq and is a predicted model, not a curated record. Lineage: Eukaryota; Fungi; Basidiomycota; Agaricomycetes; Boletales; Suillaceae.